This is a messenger RNA of Cyprinodon tularosa, 3777 nucleotides long. RefSeq names its product testis specific protein Y-linked (gene tspy). The record is from RefSeq and is a predicted model, not a curated record. Gene Ontology annotation, biological process: nucleosome assembly. NCBI's taxonomy places the organism in Eukaryota, Metazoa, Chordata, Actinopteri, Cyprinodontiformes, Cyprinodontidae. The coding region runs from base 531 to 2159 and encodes 542 amino acids. Gene Ontology annotation, molecular function: histone binding; chromatin binding. The transcript is spliced from 8 exons. Gene Ontology annotation, cellular component: chromatin; nucleus.
GCGCAGUUAACUCCACCACAGCACGCCAUGUAAACACACCCUUGCAGAUGAUUGGCUGAGGUUUUUUAGCGCGGCGUGGCGCAGCCAAUCAGCGGAUUGUUUUUCUUUGGCGUCGCUUCACGGAUAGCAAGCUAACGGAUAACCCGAUAUACAAAUUUACCCAGAGAUCGCGCUUAUUGUUUGAAGGCUGCUUUACGUUUGUGGGUUUGAAUGAUUAGAUCAAGUAUUUGUUCCGGGUAAUUUAGUAGUGGAAAUGCAGUGUUGUCGUUCGGUAAGGAAGCAUAACUGGCUAACAUAAGCUAACUAAGUUAGCUUUAGCUUUGCAUAUUAACGUUCCGCGCGAGGCCGCGGAGAGUUACGAGAGUUGUUCCUGAUCUGUUGUUGCCUAGAAUGUAGUUUAAACGCUCCCGCAUACCCUCUAACGUUGCGCUUAUUGCAGAAGCUGCGGCAUAAAUUGUGCAAACAACUGCAGUCAGUUUGAAGAGCCCGUGGGCCUCUUAGCCACUUAGCUCUUUCGCUAUCUUGCUAACAUGAGUGAAGUGACGGACUGCAAACAGCCCGAGGAUCGGAGACCGAGGAAGCGGACCUCAUCAACAGGCAAGGAUGAAGAUAGUGCGAUUCCUCAAAAGUCUGUUAAAGUAAGUGAUGACAUAAAUGAAACUGGACAAACAUUAAAAAGUUGCAAAAACAGUGAAGUUGAAAGUCUAGAAGAGGCCCAGAGAGAGUCAACAGACAGUACUUCUGAAGGAACUGCUUUGCAGCCCGAUCCAGCUCCAGACCGUAAAGAUGUCAACAGCUCCAGCCCUGAAAAACCACAGUCCUCAGAGCCCUCUGCAGCCACUGAUCCUAAGGGAGAACCACAGAAAGCGACUGAAGCACAGAAGCAUCCCUCAACUCCUGUAGAGCAGUCUGACUCUGCAGCCAUAGCAGCAGCUGAAGCACUGGCCAGCCUCACUGGAGGAGAUGGAGAAGAGAGUCAAGACGCUCCGUGUUCAUCUGCUAAAAUCAAACAAGUGAAGCAUGGUAGUAAAAACAAACAGCGAACAGGUCAGCAGCCUUCAAAGGUGGCCUCAAAAACACAGGCAGCAGCAGACAGCUCCACAUCAGCACGCAGUACCGAGAAAAACGAUGCUCCUGAAGGGGAUGAGUCCAUAUCAGGAUCAUCUUCCACACCAAGCUCCUCUUUCCCAUCCGACAACGAUGACAAUGAUGAUGGGGAGUGUGCAAUUGUGUCGGUCAAAAUGGCCCCUGAGAUGAGACAGUCUGUUGCUCUGCUGGCACAAGUGCAGAUGAGACUUGAAGCCCUAGAAAAGAAAAGCGCCAGGCUCCAUCAACGGUUGGAGCUGAAGAUUAAUCGCCAGAGACGCCCGCAUCUUGAUCAGAGAAGUUCCAUCACAAAAGCCAUCCCCGGGUUUUGGGUGACAGCUCUUUUGAACCAUCCCCAUCUCUCAGCUCAUAUAGAUGAGACUGAUGAAGAUGCUCUUAGCUACAUGACCGAUCUUGAGGUUGAAUCUUUCAAAAAUACCAAACUUGGCUACAGGAUUCGCUUCCACUUUCGAAGGAACCCAUAUUUCCAGAAUAACAUCAUUAUGAAGGAAUUGCACCUUGGCAUGGGAGGAUCGCCCAUGUCAUUCUCCAACCCCAUUCUUUGGCAUCGUGGACACAACCUGACUGCCAACAGCGAGCCCAGGAAGUCGUGUCGUGGUGUUUAUGAGACGUUUUUCAGCUGGUUCAGUGACCACAGCAACCCAGCACAGGAUGAUGUAGCACAGAUACUUAAGGACGACCUCUACAGAGAUCCACUGAGAUACUACCUCACUCCUCUCUGGGAACCGAGGGAGAACGGCAGUAAUGCGAAUGAGGCCAGAGCAGCUGGAAACGGGAAUGGAGAUGAUUGUGUUGUUAUUUCUGACUCUGAUGAUGAGCCGGGUGAAGAUGGUGGUGACACUGAACAAGGCCACAGCAGGGAGGAGGAGGAAGAUGAAGAAGAAGGUGCAGGAGAAGAAGAAGAGGAGGAGGAGGAGGAGGAAGAAGACGAUGAUGGCGGCAGGCAAAGGAGUCCAGAUGAGAGCCAGGAGGACGAAGAAGCGGAGGGUAGUGGUGAAAUAGUGAUUGAUGGCUCUGAUGACAGUGAUCAGGAGGAAGAGGAGGAGGCCUAAGAAAGUGAAGAUAAAUAGAUGCACAUCAAAAAAUGAAUUCAGACCAAUUGCUGGUGUCGUUUAGGUCGUCUUUGUGCCUCCAAAAUAGCUCUGGGUCAUCAGGAAGUGGCCACAGGAUCUCUGGAAAGGUCCUGUUGACCAUGAUUUAAAAAUCCAUCGAACCGACUUCGGCUCUCACUGGUUUUAUUUCAAGCCGGAAUGGGGACCAGAGACUGGGAAUCUAAAGAGUAGACGCAGUACGAGCAUUGAAUCGUUCUUCCUGGUGUCAGUUUUUUUGUGCACAAAAAUAUCAGUCUUUGCUUUUGUUUACCUAAACUAAACGGAAGCUUUUAAAUCAGGGUAAACUGUAACUGUAAAGCCAAGGCGACAUGUCCCCCCCCCCCCUCCUUUUUUUAGCCAAUCAUGUACCGAACAACAUGCUCACUCUUUUUACCUGAAUAUAUUUUUGGGUUUAAUAUUUCCCAAAGGUUCAUAAAGAGUCUCUUUGUGUUUGGUGAAAACCUGUUUAUACAAUAUAAUCUAACAUGAAGUUAGAUUAAACAGCUUCUUUAUGUAAUCCCGAAAUCCUCAGAGGCAUUAAUUAAUCUUGCAAAAGCUGUUUGUUUUUCUUAACUGACGCGUGACAAAGUGGAAAAAAUGUCAUGAGUUCAAUUUCAUAUCAUGAUCGUACAUUUCAGAUGCACUGAGUAUGGAACCAAAAUGUCUUCUCAGGGAUGAUCACGGUGGUUGAUUUGUUGAAAUAACUUGGCUAAUUUUAAAACAUUUACUCUCAGUUUUGGUUGCAUAUGAAGAAAUGUGGACUCUACUGUAGUGUGUAUACAUAGGGUCUAUAAAUAUUUUAAUAGACUGCCUUUGUGUUUUUCUUUUCUGUUGCACCUGUCCUGUUAUGUUACAUCCAAACCUCCAAGUUGCAUUAAGUAUAUAAUGUUCGAUAAUCCCGACCUAAUCCAAGCUACCUUUUUGUGGAUUCCCAGAUUUCUGUAACAAUACAUAGGAUUUUUUGAGUUUUCUUUAGAUUGAUUCAAUUUGAAUUAUCUGACGUAAACAUCCCAAGUUUGUGUCUUUGAAAAUUACAUUUUUCUAAAAGGAGAAAAAAAAAAUGGUGUUUAUGUUUUUUUGUUUUUUGUUUUUUUACAUAUUGGCGUUAUGGCAUGCCUGUUAGCACAAAUUGUAAAAAAACAAACAAAAAAAAAAAGGAUAUUGAUAGCACUUAAACUGCUGUGUAGAGGAUUAUUGCUGUGUAUUUGUUGCAUAAACUGCAUAUUCACAGCAAUUUGUAAUCGGGUGCACUGUAAAGGAAAAAAAAAAUAGCAUUUGUAUUCGCUUUUCUUAGCAAUGAACUUGUAAAUAAUACUUCAUCCAUAUUUUUUUUUUGUUUUAAUAAGAUGUUAUGAUUUACUUCGUGAAUAGAUUUUCUUAAGCAAUCUGGAUUUUUGUUUUUGGUUGUUUUCUCAGAGAUGUAACGACAAAUUUAUAGGUGUUGCUGUGAUUUUAUUUUAUAUUUUAAGAAAUGUUUAGUUUAUGAUUUGUACUUGUUUUUCUUUGGUCACCUUGUUUGCUUUAUUGAUAAAUGUCUACCUUUUGACUAAGACCUAAUAAAUAGAAAGUUGUUUGACUU